Messenger RNA from Zootoca vivipara (common lizard), 3599 nucleotides. It is a transcript of the gene SLC26A3, whose product is annotated as solute carrier family 26 member 3. Gene Ontology annotation, cellular component: membrane. Gene Ontology annotation, molecular function: secondary active sulfate transmembrane transporter activity. NCBI's taxonomy places the organism in Eukaryota, Metazoa, Chordata, Lepidosauria, Squamata, Lacertidae. The record is from RefSeq and is a predicted model, not a curated record. Gene Ontology annotation, biological process: sulfate transmembrane transport.
AUUUAUAAGCAGCCUGCCUCCUUUAUUUUUGAGCUUUCUUUUUAGGGGGCACGGGGAUGCCCCAGAGAUGCACCACUUUGCAGUGUGAAGAGGAAGGAGGAAGCUGGCCAUUGAGAAAAAUAUAAUGCCUCAAUACUCUUCCGUUUGAUCUUCAAAGGGCUUUAAGGGACUAACGCUAAGGAGGACUCAAAAAGCUCGUAGGGGAGUGUUUUCUGGAGACAUGGUGGAACCUGUUGGCAACCAGUAUGUUGUGGCUCGGCCAUUGUACUCAGACCUGGCAUUUGAUGAAGAGCAUCAGAAAGUGCCCAGAUACCAUAAAAACUUUGUGGACCAUCUCAGAGCAUGCUUUAGCUGCACUCCACAAAAAGCAAAGAAAGUAGCUCUUAAUUUGUUUCCUGUCAUCUCCUGGCUACCUGCCUACCGCUUCAAGGACUGGAUUCUCAGCGACAUUGUUUCGGGAAUUAGCACGGGGCUCGUAGCUGUUCUACAAGGUCUGGCAUUUGCUUUGCUGGUAAAUAUUCCUCCAGGCUACGGACUCUAUGCAGCCUUUUUCCCAGUGAUUAUAUACUUUUUCUUUGGCUCUUCCAGACAUAUAUCAGUUGGUCCUUUUCCUGUCCUGAGCUUGAUGGUAGGAGGUGCCGUUAUAAGAAUAGUCCCAGACCCAGUGGGUAACAGCACACUAGCAAACAGUACGUUGAUGGAUGAGAUCAAUCAGAAGAGGGUCGUGGUGGCUGCAUCAGUGACUGUGCUUGCGGGCAUCUUUCAGCUGCUGUUGGGUGUGCUGAGAGUCGGCUUCAUUGUUAUUUAUUUAUCCCAAUCGUUAAUAAGCGGAUUCACUACAGCUGCAGCCAUCCAUGUUGUCGUGUCCCAACUGAAAUUCAUCUUUCAGCUGACAGUUCCUGGAUAUAAUGUACCUUUGGGAAUUAUAUGGACGCUGAAAGGUAUAUUCGAGCAGAUUACAAAAACGAACAUUGCAGACCUUGUCACUGCGCUGAUCAUCUUGGUCAUCGUGUUUGUGGUGAAAGAAUUGAAUGAACGUUACAAAACCAAGCUCCCAGCACCUAUCCCCAUUGAACUCAUUGUGACUGUCAUCGCAACUGGGCUAUCCUAUGGUUGUGAUUUCAAAGGGAAAUUCCAGGUAGACACUGUUGGAAAGCUUGAAAGGGGGUUUCAGGCUCCUUUUUCACCAGAUAUAAGUAUCUUUGAAAGCUGUGUGGGUGACGGUUUCGCUAUUGCGAUUGUUGGCUUUGCUGUGGCCUUUUCAGUGGCGAAGGUAUAUUCCAUAAAGCAUGAUUACCCCAUUGAUGCUAACCAGGAAUUAAUCGCCUUUGGAAUAGGCAAUGUCUUUGGCGGUGCGUUCAAAGGAUUUGCCGCAAGCACUUCGCUGUCCAGGUCGGGGGUCCAGGAAAGCACAGGAGGCAAAACACAGAUUGCUGGACUCCUCUCAGCUGUCAUUGUCUUGAUUGUCAUCUUGGCCAUAGGUCAUCUUUUGGAACCAUUGCAGAAGUCAGUCCUCGCAGCUUUGGCUCUGGGCAAUUUAAAGGGAAUGCUGAUGCAGUUCAAGGAGAUCAAGAUUUUGUGGGGCAAGGACAAAUACGACUGCCUUAUCUGGAUCGUGAGCUUCCUUGCUGGCAUCUUACUGGGUCUGGAUCUUGGGUUGGCAGCUGGAGUAGGAUUCGAACUCCUCACUGUUAUAUUCCGUGCACAAUUUCCAAAAUGCACAGUUUUGGCAAAUGUUGGAAGAAGUGACAUCUACAGAAACAGGAAGGAUUAUAGAGAUAUAUAUGAGCCAGAGGGAGUGAAAAUUUUCAGGUGCCCAUCCCCAAUCUUCUUUGCUAAUAUUGAAUUCUUCAAGGACAAAUUGACUGCAGCGGUUGGGUUUAAGCCACUGAGGGUGCUACGCAAGCGCAACAAAGCUCUGAGGAAAAUCAGGAGGAUGCUGAAGAAAGGAGAGCUUCAAGUCACACCUAAAGGCUUGAUUUGCACUGUUAAUGGCAUAAGCGACUCCGACGAAGAGCUGGACAACAACAGCAUUGAAGAACUGGACCAGCCCACAGAUACCAGAGACUUGCCAGUUCAGAUAGACUGGAACUCAGACCUUCCUCCCAACAUCAUAGUUCCGAAAAUCGACACACACAGCGUCAUCCUAGAUUUUUCGGCAGUGUCGUUUCUUGACGUUUCUGCUUUGAGAGUCCUUGGAGAGACUUUGAAAGAAUUUGUCCGGAUUGAUGUGGAUGUGUAUAUUGUGGGAGCACAUGAUGGCGUUCUGGAUAAACUGGAAAGAUGUGGAUUUUUUGAUGAGGAAAUUAAGCCGUCCAUGUUUUUCCUCACCAUCCAUGAUGCAGUUUUAUAUAUAUUGCUAAAAAAGGACCUUGAGCUCAGCGCACCAAAGUACAAACCCAAUAUGGAAAAAGAAGGCAAGGAUCAUUAUAUAAUCAAUACAAAUGGACUACGCAGUCGGGAGCUCAUGGCACCAUCAGAAACAAAAUUCUAAUUGUCACACCCACUGACGAGCAGGAAACCGAAUGAUGGGAGUAUAAAACCGCUGGAAAACCAUCUAGGCAUUGUCACUGUUGGGGAACCAGUUCAAUCUUGGGGGAAACCGCUUUAUACCAUGGGUGUGUAUCUAUAUGCCAAUAUUAAUUCUGAUUUGACUCUUCCCAUGCUUGGGCUAAUUGUAACCAGAACUGUACCACUGAGAUACAAGAGAGACAUACCGGCUGGCAAAGGACACACAGGUACAAAAAGUCUGAUGGCUAAGGGGCACAGAAAGUUGAGAGGGGGGAACUUAGUUAGUCAGGUGGCUGGAAGAGGAAGACAGAAAAACACGGGGUAGAAAGAACCACCUCAUUGUCUGCAAGUGCUAUUUUUCUAGAAAAAUGAGGUGCCGGAAAUCACCAUGAACACCUUCCUUGUUCUCUUAUCAUGGCAACAGCGCCCAUCUGAGAUAUGCUGGAACUGAGUUCUGGCGAGUUCUGGCUGAAAAACUAGGUGACUUCCUAGUUCACACUGGUAAUAUAUUUUUCAGUGGCCCAGUGGACAGAAGAGAAAGUUACACAUAUAAAUCAAUGGAGAAAAAUUUAAAAAUCAACGUAGCUAGGAUUGAGCAGCGGUACAUUCAACCCAACCCACCCCACAACAAAACCCCACCCCAUGCAGGGGAAAGAGAUGGGAGGGGAAAAAAAUACUUGAAACAGGGAAACAGGGCAUGGAUUGGGGGGGGGGGUUACAAUAACCAAGGCUGUGUGUUUGUGUGAAUGGAGUAAUGUAGCUGGAACCCUGAACAGAAGCACUCCUCAUUACAACAUUUUGUAUAUGUAUACUAUAAAAAAAAUAUGCCGCCCUUGCAAAUGUAUAAAAUGAAAAAGUGGAAGUUUGAUAUUAUAAAAUACUUAAUUGUCAAUCUACCAUCUCAAAAGUUCAAUAUCAAUUCAGCAUCAGCUCAUAGAACAUGUAUAUUUGUAAAUAAUUCAAAGAUAAAUUGUACAGUCACAAGUGUAAAAUUGUUUUAUAUGACAGUUCAAAAUAUUUUCCAUUUUAUACUGUCUUACGUUUUAUCUUGUAUUAUGACCUGCAUAAAGUUGUUUUUUUUAAGGCUU